CUUUCUUUUUAAGAGGAGAGAAAGAAGAAGAAAGGUUUUAGAAAUGGCGGUUCCAAUUUCUUCCAUUGGAACAUACAGAUGACUUUUUCGAGCCAUUCAAAGCCUUCAUCAACGCCAAUUCUUUGUUAUUGAUUGAAUAUGACUUCUUCAAUUCUCCUCCACUUUGAAUUCAGGCCACAAAUGGUGAUCGCUAUGGCGCUCGAUUUCCUUCUCCCGUCUUGGUUGGAGAUCAAGAUCACUCUCGCUACUUCUCUCUUUGUCGUCUUCGCUUACUGGUUUUUUGCUUACUGGAGUGGGUUAUUUGAUGCUGAUCGUUCUGUGGUUGAUGGUUCUGGAGAUGGUAUUCAUGUUAAGGACAAGAUUCCCCCUGGUCAUUUAAGAGACCUUCAAAGUAAUUCUGCUUAUCUAAUUAAGCUGGAAUUGUUGGCUGCAAAGAAUCUUAUAGCUGCAAACUUAAAUGGCACUUCUGAUCCUUACGCUAUCAUUACCUGUGGUACAGAAAAGCGUUUCAGUUCAAUGAUUCCUGGUUCAAGGAAUCCCAUGUGGGGAGAGGAGUUCAAUUUUUCCGUUGAUGAGCUUCCUGUGCAGAUUCAUGUUACAAUUUAUGAUUGGGAUAUAGUUUGGAAAAGUGCUGUUCUUGGUUCUGUUACUGUUACAGUUGAAAAUGAAGGCCACACAGGUGCUGUGUGGUACACAUUGGAUAGUACUUCUGGGCAGGUUUGUCUCCACAUUAAGACCAUAAAAUUGCCAGUGAAUGCCGGAAGCACAGUUAAUGGUUAUGCCGGAGCAAAUGCUCGAAGAAGAAUUUCUUUAGACAAACCAGAGCUGACAGUGGUACAUCAAAAGCCGGGGCCUCUUCAGACAAUCUUUGAGCUUCUACCUGAUGAGAUUGUUGAGCAUAGUUUUUCUUGUGCGCUUGAGAGAUCAUUCUUAUACCAUGGUCGUAUGUAUGUCUCUUCUUGGCACAUUUGCUUCCACUCUAACAUCUUCUCCAAGCAAAUGAAGGUGGUUAUACCACUAGGAGAUAUUGAUGAAAUACGAAGGACUCAACAUGCAUUUAUCAAUCCUGCUGUAACAAUUAUUCUUCGCAUGGGUGCUGGUGGGCAUGGUGUACCUCCGUUAGGAAGUCCGGAUGGUAGGGUCAGAUAUAAAUUUGCAUCAUUUUGGAAUAGGAACCAUGUGGUUAGAGCUUUACAGCGCUCAGUGAAUAACUUCCGUGAAAUGCUGGAAGCUGAGAAGAAGGAAAAGGCUGAGUCAGCACUACGUGCACAUAGUAGCUCUGUCAGAGUAAGUGAAAGUAAGGAAAAGAUCCCCGCUGAUGAUUUGCCCAAAAGUAAAAAUACUCAGACUCAGGCAUUCCUUAAAGAGGAGGUUCUUACAAGCAUACACAAUGGUGUUUUCCCGUGCUCUCCUGAGCGGUUCUUUUCUACGCUGUUGAGUGAUGGAUCAGGUUACACAAGUGCUUUUGUAGCAAGAAGAAAAGAUUCAAAUCUAGUUAUGGGACAAUGGCAUGCUGCAGAUGAAUAUGAAGGUCAAGUCAGAGAGCUUACGUAUAGAUCCCUGUGUCAUAGCCCCAUGUGUCCACCAGACACAGCGAUGACAGAGUAUCAACAUGUAGUUUUAUCUGAAGAUAAAAAGAAAUUGGUAUUUGAGACUGUACAGAACGCCCAUGAUGUGCCAUUUGGGGCGAACUUUGAGCUCCACUGUAGGUGGUCGUUGGAGAAGAAUGCUGAAGACUCUUCAUCUGUUGAUAUUAAAGCGGGUGUACAUUUCAAAAAAUGGUGUCUGAUGCAAUCCAAAAUAAAAGCUGGAGCAAUGCUUGAGUACAAACGAGCUGUGGACCUGAGGUUAGAGGUUGCCCUUGAAUAUAUGAACUCGAUUACUUCUGGAAAUGAAACCGACAAAGUCGCAUCGGCUCCAUCGGAAGCUCAAAGCUCUUGAUGAUUUCCACCAAGCUCGAUCGACGUCCAACCAACUUCGGCAAGAUCAUUCUUCACUCUCCCUUUCUCAGUUUGUGUUAUAGAAGGAGACCAACUUUGAAGAGUGAGAUCAAACGAGAAAAGGGAGAGAGUAGAGCCAUAUGAGAGAAGGGAUAGAAGGUAAUUUUACUUGGAGUUGUGUCGGUAAAGGAUGAAAAACUCAUAUUCGAAAGAUGGGGCAAAUCUCAUUCUUUUCUUCCCAAUUUGGAUCUUUUCUACAAAAUCCCCCAACAAAAGAAACUUUGCUAAUUGAAGAAACAUACAAAUACAAUCAUGUCAAAUUAUUUGCAAAUAUAACACAAUGCAUAAUACAACUAACAAUAUCACCGGUAGGAAUCUAUCAACAAUAGAUUUUGCUAUAUUUACUAUUUUUUUAAAUAUUAUUAUACGUGAAAUUCUUUAUAAUCAUCCUAAAAUGUUCAACUACGUAUUCAUUCCUGUCAUAUUAAAAAUAAUCAUAAUAGAAAUUAGGACAAAUCAUAAUUUAAAAUUUCUACUCUGUAAACCAUCAUUUAAGUUCUAAUCAACUCCUCACAAUUUAUUUAGCAAUGAAAAAAAACAUUCAUAGAAAAGCAUUAAAAAAGAAUGUUACAUUAUAGAAUACAACAAAUUUGUGAUUUUUCUAAAAAAAUAACAUACGGUUGCUGAUGCAAAGGCAAUAUCUUAUGAACUUUUUGGAGGUAAUGGGUUCUUAAAAUGGGAGAUAGAUUAAAGGAACAACUUUCAACUUUAGCCUUAUGGGAAUUAUUAAUGUAAUUAACUAAUAAUGUUUACAAACUUUUGUAAUUUUAAUCUAAUUUAAUAUAUGUAUUAUUGAACAUAAUUAUCCGACAAGCAUAAUAAAACAUCAUUAACGUAAUCUAGUUGCUAAUAUCUUGUCGGGACAGAAAAGGGAAAAAAAAAGAGAGAAAAGAGGAAAGUUGUUCAUAAAUUCAACCAUUCGAUUAGAACAACAAUUAUAAAAUAAUUCCUUGUUUUAAGAUUUAAUUUUUAGAGAUUUAUAUAUGUUUGUUUAUAUGAUUGAAAUAUUCAAAUUUAUGUCUUUUUCA
Cucumis melo (muskmelon) is the source of this 3028-nucleotide messenger RNA. RefSeq names its product BAG-associated GRAM protein 1. Lineage: Eukaryota; Viridiplantae; Streptophyta; Magnoliopsida; Cucurbitales; Cucurbitaceae. The record is from RefSeq and is a predicted model, not a curated record. The coding region runs from base 139 to 1941 and encodes 600 amino acids. The transcript is spliced from 19 exons.